This is a messenger RNA of Stereum hirsutum FP-91666 SS1, 918 nucleotides long. RefSeq lists its product as uncharacterized. The coding region runs from base 1 to 918 and encodes 305 amino acids. The transcript has 4 exons. The record is from RefSeq and is a predicted model, not a curated record. Lineage: Eukaryota; Fungi; Basidiomycota; Agaricomycetes; Russulales; Stereaceae.
AUGCACGUUGCAUUGAACAUCGACGGCCUGUCCGACGCCCUCGAAACUGGGCUGAACCUCUCUGUGGCCCUCCGUCGUGACGCUCCUCAAACGGAGCGAACAGGAAGAGCCCGUGCCGCGCGUGAGGUGACCGAGGAGGAUGGUUACGCGAGUGCAGGAGACGACACCCGCUCAUACAAGAGCAAUGGCGAUGCCAGCGAUGAGUACGAUAUCCCUUACCCGGAAGUGUUCAACUACCUGGGUCACUGGGUCGUUUUCGACGGCGAGGAUCGCGGUUAUUACUGCGAUUUUCGUGAAGUUCAGAGAGUCACCGCCGGCAUGUCUGACCCCAACAUCCGCGAGUACAAGACCUCUCAGGACGCUCAGCAAGCCUACGAUAUUGCAAUCGCUGCGGAGACGGUAGCCGCCGCCCGUGCUGCCCACAACGGCAGGCGCAGCGGAGCCCCUUCGAAUCCUGGAAGAGUCUCCUCGCCUCCCUCACACCCCUCGCCUCAUCGAUCUCCCCAGCUCCGUAAACCCUCCACCCCUGUGCGCGCAUCAUCUGCUCGCUCAGCCCAGUCCUCUUCCAUGUCCCCAUCGACCCAUUCCACACCUCCUGCCCCCCAACAGGCCAAGCCGGCCUCUGCUUCUUCUCCCGCGGCCCCCAUUUGCCGGUCGUAUCCAGACCCGUACAUCGGGCCUGGACGCGACCAGUUCAACCGUGAUCAUGGGGUCUCUCGUAAGAAUAAGCAGAAGUGUUACGUAGUUUUUAUCGGACGUAGGCCCGGAAUAUACUUCACUUGGCGCGAGGCUUUAGCUCAGACCAACCGUGUCCACAAUGCUUCUCAUGGCAGCUACACCGACUUGAAGGAGGCGGUUGACGAGUACCAUGCUCGUGGGCGCCUCGGAGAAGUUCGCGUUGAGACGGGAAGACUAUAG